Messenger RNA from Tripterygium wilfordii, 1219 nucleotides. RefSeq names its product GTP-binding nuclear protein Ran-3-like. Lineage: Eukaryota; Viridiplantae; Streptophyta; Magnoliopsida; Celastrales; Celastraceae. Gene Ontology annotation, molecular function: GTP binding; GTPase activity. Gene Ontology annotation, biological process: ribosomal subunit export from nucleus; protein import into nucleus. The coding region runs from base 152 to 817 and encodes 221 amino acids. The record is from RefSeq and is a predicted model, not a curated record. Gene Ontology annotation, cellular component: cytoplasm; nucleus. The transcript has 8 exons.
CGGAGAAACCCUUUUCAAAUCAAUCAAGGCCUCUUCCAAUCACCUCCCUUUAUCAUAAACCCACAGAAGGGUUCUGGAACUCACACUUCUUUCGUUCUCGUUCCCCUGUGUUGUCUGAAAUCAAGUUCAAGAGCUAAUCGCGCGUUAAUCUAUGGCUUUGCCAAAUCAGGCUACUGUUGAUUAUCCUAGUUUCAAGCUGGUUAUUGUUGGCGAUGGAGGAACAGGGAAAACAACUUUCGUUAAAAGGCAUCUCACUGGCGAGUUUGAGAAGAAAUAUGAGCCAACGAUCGGUGUUGAAGUUCAUCCGUUGGAUUUCUUCACGAACUGCGGUAAAAUCCGUUUCUAUUGCUGGGACACAGCUGGGCAAGAGAAGUUUGGUGGUCUCAGGGAUGGAUACUACAUCCAUGGCCAGUGUGCAAUCAUAAUGUUUGAUGUUACUGCGCGAUUGACAUAUAAAAAUGUUCCAACAUGGCAUAAAGAUCUUUGCCGGGUGUGUGAAGCUAUCCCAAUUGUUCUUUGUGGAAACAAAGUGGACGUGAAGAACAGGCAGGUGAAGGCAAAGCAGGUCACUUUCCACAGGAAAAAGAACUUGCAAUACUAUGAAAUAUCAGCAAAGAGCAAUUACAACUUUGAGAAGCCAUUUUUGUAUCUGGCUAGAAAACUUUCUGGUGAUGCUAAUUUGCAUUUUGUGGAGUCCCCUGCCCUAGCACCUCCUGAGGUGCAGUUUGACAUUAUUGCGCAGCAGCAGCAUGAAGCUGAGCUGCUUGCUGCUGCUAGCCAACCCCUUCCGGAUGAAGAUGACGACUUUGUUGGGUAGAUGCUGGGUUUGGUUUGGAUCUCAUUGGAGGUGCCUUCCAUGGUGUUGAUUCUAGAGUUCUUUUUAUUGGCCUUUUAUUAGAGCAUAUAGAUGGAUUUAGGCCUACCUUGGUUGUCUACUUUUUUCAGUCUGUUACUAUCUUGCUUUUCAUGUUUUUCAUAGCUAUAGGCACCGUCAUAUUCCUUGUCAAGCAAUUUAAUUUUUUCAUGAUCUAUAUAGGGCAGUCUUCUUAGAAGAUACCGUACUAAUUACUCGUACCUAAAUGGGCGCCGUUGUUUUGGUGAGGAUGUCGAGAUGGUAUUAUCAUGGAUUGUUCACUGUAGAUAGCUGGAUGUGACCUGGGUGUGAUUUCAAGUUGGUCUUUCGAACUAUGCAUCUGGCAUUUUGCAUGCCAUUUAGGGU